Molecule: messenger RNA, 15478 nt
Organism: Paramuricea clavata
Lineage: Eukaryota; Metazoa; Cnidaria; Anthozoa; Malacalcyonacea; Plexauridae
Source: the annotation of a GenBank genome assembly
UGCCGAUAAGCAGACCAUCCCGAGUGAGAAAAUUACCAGACAAGUUCAAGGAUUUUGUGUUGAACACUGUAAGAUAACUUUAGAUUUUUAUAUAGUAUAAGUAUAUAACUGAACUUCGUGCGAGUAUAAAACUUCAUUAAUUUCGAACAGUUGAUAACAUAUAAAAGUACUUUAAAGUUCAUAUUUCGUAUUUACAGAUGGUAGGUUUUGUUUGUACAAAGGAAGGGAAUGUAGUGUUUACUAUAUUGUUGUAACAUGAAGUAUAAAAAAGAUUAGGAAUCCAAGAUGGCGUUUUAGUAAAUAUACGGGUUCAGUAAAUUGUUUAUGUUUAAUCGAGUUCAAUCUGUUGUUUUAUCGGGAUACAUACUACAAGUUGGGUGGUUAGCAAGCUAUUUGGGUUACAAUCCAUGUAAUUAGCGUUUGUUAGUUUUUGGGCUAGGUUGAUAGUGGGGGUGGGCAUGCAUGUAAUUAACACGUGUGAAGCUUUAUAGUAGUUAAGUAAAGUUUAGAAAAAAAUGUAAAUAACUUUAGUUCAUGAAACCAAGUGGGGGUGUUUCGCAAUGUUUUCAUGUUGUUCAUAUUACGUCAUAUCCUAUGAGAAGAGCAUCAUGGGAUCGGAGAACACUGAUACCUCAUGUGUGUGUCUCGUAUUAUGUUAUGUAAACCCCCCCCCUCCCCCAAAAAAAAACCCCUUUAUAAAACUUAUAAUAUAUAAUAAAAUAUACCGAAAUAAACCAAAUGAUUUUUUUUUCUGUGUUGGUGUUGUGUACUCAGGUGAAUAAUAUGUUUGCGAUGUUACUCUGAGUGCAUAUCCACACCGGGCGAGCUUGAAGCUAUCCACACCGGGCGAGCUAGUAGUAUUCCAAAGGUCGUAGGUUCGAAUCCCACCGUGGCCGGGCAUAUUUUUCAAGCUCGCCCAGUGUGGAUAAGCACUCAGAGUAACAUCGCAAACCAAAUGAGUUCAACAAUAAGCGCUUUAAUAAACUGAUUAUUACCAAUUUUACAAUUUGCGCGCCGCCAUUUCAUAGCAACAGAAAUGUUGCCAGAAUGUCGUAAAGGAAAUUAGCCAAUACGAAAAUUUAAAAUUUGAUUCAAUAGUACUGACACAGAAUAAAGAAUUACUGAAUCGAGAUAGACUUCUGCUAGUAAUAGUAUUGUCUAUUCCGUCCGAGCUCUGUCUGGCCCGUGUAUGUAAAUAUCUAAAACCACUUUGAGAUAAGUUCAGAGGCAUACAGCGCACUCAAAUUUAUAAUAGCAUGACAUGAUGACACAGAAAGUAUUAAGAAACCAAAAUUUCACAUGUAUAUCAAGUACAGUAAAUACGUCGUCGAGUCAACAAACAGUCGUUUAGUCACCAAACCAAGAAGAAUCUCAAUUCGCGAUAACUAUAACAAACCAAGUAGAAUCUCAAUUCGCGAUAACUGCCAGGCAAUUGCAGAAUCAGAAAGCAAGUACUCUAUGCGCAGUUUAGCAAAACUUAGCUUAUUCAAAAUAAUAUCUUGAUUAUUUAAUAUCGACACAAAAUCACUAAAUAAUGUACAAAAAGUGUGAAUACCAUGCCUUGAAAAAUAUUCACACAAUAUUCAAACGUAUUCUAUAGGUAAGAAUAUGAGGUGCGUUUUCUUCUAAGGUAUUCACAUUUGAAUGCUACUAGCCUAAUAUUCCAAGAACAUUCGCAGAGAAUAUUAGAGAAUGCGUGUGAAUAUUCAUCAUAUUCAAAUUGAUAUUCAAAUAAUCUAGGCACAGUUAACAAAUUUUGACUGCUGGAGCGCCAAGUACGGGCAGGGAUAUGACGACGAAGUAGAUCGGUGAUGUAUGAAGGGGCAAUGCCAUUAAGAGCUUUAUAGGUCACCAAAAGAAGUUUGAAAGUCACUCGUUGUUGCACAGGAAGCCAGUGGAGAUUAGAAAGUACCGGUGUUAUAUGCGCAGAUUUCCUUUCUCUGACGACUAAUCUGGCAGCAGUGUUUUGUAGCCUUUGCAACUUCUGUAAUUCACAAGAAGGAAGGCCGUAGAGCACGCCAUUGCAAUUGUCAAGUAUGGAUGAAAUAAAAGCAUGAACAAGACUUUCGGUGUCCUUUCGUGAAAGAUAUUUUUUUAUUUUGCCAAUUUGAUGUAUUGAUUGUGAAGCCAAACGACAUAUGUUAUUAAUAUGCACUUUGAAAUUAAGGCAGAAAUUGAGUGUAACUCCUAGAUCCUUUACUUUGUUUACGGGUUGUACAUCAUGCCCUCCUACUUUGAUGGGACGAAGAGGACAAUCAGGUUUCAUGUAACGUGAAUAAAAAUGAAUUACUUCCGUUUUUGAUGGAUUGCCCAUAAGCAUAUUGCAAGUGAUCCAAUUCAUAACGUCGUCAAUACAGGCUUCCAACUUUUCAGUUGCGAUAAUGCGGUUAUUACGAUUCAGAAAAAUAUAAAGUUGAGAAUCAUCAGCAUACAUCAUGGCAUCUAUUCCAUGGGACAUAAUCACAUCUUCGAGGGAAGCAAUGUACAAAGAGAACAACAAUGGUCCCAAAACAUAUCCUUGCGGAACCCCACAGCUAGCGAAACACGGUCGUGAAGAAACAUUAUCUACGACCACGCGCUGAGGGCGAUCACAGAGGUAAGACUUUAGCCAAUCCAGAACUACCCCCGAAAGACCAUAACGAUUACACAGCCUGUCAAGCAAAAUGUCGUGAUCAAUUGUGUCGUGAUCAAUUGUGUUGCAAAUAUCAAUAAAAGGUAGGAAUCCCGCAUGAAUGAAUAGGCGGAUUGCCAGAAUCUCAUUAUUUUCCAAUUAUAAGCAAUAUAUUGGUCAAAUUUCGCGCAAAAGCAUCAGAAUUGUUUAGGUUUUGUCCGGGACUCAGUAAAUAGUCACAGACUAAGAAUAUUUCACUUUGCUAGCUCUAGAACGUGUUAGACACAGAUUUUUCCAAAUUCUUAAAAUCAGCAUUUUAAACAGCAAUAACUAAAAACGUUGUUGCCAACAUCAUGAAUUAUCACCCUUAUGUUUUAUUUACACCUUGAAUGUUUUAAAAGAUACAAUUUGCUCACUAUAUAAUUGGUUCUUUACCUUUCGAUCAACCUAAUAAAUCAUUUAUAAAUCCUUCGCUUGAGGGAUUCGGUAAAACAUUACACUGGGUGAUAAUAUUUCACUCCGGACAAAGCCCUUCGAUCGGGUUAUACUUUUCUGAUUCCCCAAACAAAGGGUCUUUAGAUGAUAAAAUUUACGUCUUAUAUCUUCUCUAUCGUAUUCACUUACACCACUGACAAAUCAUGAAGAAAAAAGCCACGUGCUCGGUCCGUUCCACUAAGAUCGGUCAAAGUUACAGAAUAACGAAUAUUUUCUGAAAGCUGUGAAUGAUUUUAUCAAUGAUAACUCUUUGAUAAAUCAUUCACAGCUUUCUGAAAUAUUCUGUGAGAUAUAUCAAAAAAUUGUUUCCAAGAUCAUUUCGAUUCUCCUGACAUCUUUCAAUGACUCAAUCGCUCUAAAGUUAAACCUAAAAUGUAAGGAUCUUUAUAAGGUCAGUUCUCUGUUACUAAAUAACUUACCUUACAUUGUGAAACUGCAAUCUUUCAGCCACAAUUAAUAAUGAAAGUAAAUAUCAAACGGUCAAAAAAAAUUGUUAAAUACAUUUUAUUGCAUUGAUACAACUAAAGGCUUAUCAGCAAUUUCUUUCUUGUUUGUUGAUACUGCACGGUUUUGUAAUUGACUUGAUCAUUGUUGGUCCUGUGCUUGACGUGAUCCUUAUAGUUUUAUUCAGCUAAUCUUAUAGGUACAAGAUUAAUUUUUUUUGCAACUCAACCUGUAUUCAGGCUAUGACUUCACUAUGGGGUAAACAUGAUGCAAAAACAGGAUUUGUUUUGUUCUUGUUAUAUGGAACCAUAUUGUGUAGCACUAUUUCUUGAACUAAAUAAAUUUUACAAAUUGCUAUAUAUAUUAAUAAAAUACAAGAAGUUGUGUUGAGCCGAACCAUAAAAGCGUUGGCCUCGUACUAUUUUGUGUUGGGUUUGAAAACUACAGUAUGAUAAAAUAUGACAGUCAAAGAAAUGCGAACUAGCUAGCACAGUACAGGUUAAGGACCGCGCAUAAUGUACUGUAUAACUUAACAAACACAGUCGGGCAGUGUAGGUUAAGGACCGCACAUAAUAUUACAUAACUUGACAAACACAAUCGGGGGCAGACUUCUAAGUUGUUAAGAUUUUUCAUGUAUAUAAGCAGUUGAUUUUUAAGAUAAUUUUAUAUCUUUUGGCAAUCAGUUGACUAGCCAUUAAUAAGUACUAAAAAUGUCAAUGUUUAAAUUAAGCUACGGAUGUUGUACAGUAUAUACAGGAAACAUUAUUGCUCUAAUUAUUACACUGGCCUGUAAGGCCAAGUGUCUUAAAUCCUCCUUUUCAGUCUGUUUUUUACGUAGUCGAGAAAUCGAGUUUGCGUUAGCUCAUCGCAGGCUCUGGGUGCAACGAUUAAGGCAAAACGCCAUCGAUUCCCUCGGUUCCAUGACUUAGAUAGUAUAGUAAUAAGCUCGUAUAUAUGUACGUAAUAGCCGACUCAUGCCAUGCUUGUGGUACAUUUUUCGUCUAUUAGCCUAUACACUUGUACGCACGCGCACAAUUCCGAACUGCAAUGGCGGCUUUUCACAGAGUGAUCAAACAAUAUUUUACACAGUUUCGUUGAAUUUUCAAAGAAUUAUGCCCGUUUUCUAUGUAUUUACGUUGUGUCGUACUCUGGACUUUCUUGCGUGUUGAAUUAAUGUGUUUUUCUUUGUGUAAUGACUCGAAAACCACAAAAUAUAAUAUUUAGUACUCCACGAAAUAUAAUCCGCGCGAAAAGCUUUGUGUCAGCUAUACUAAAGAUAAAGCGUGCGUUCUAGCCCGCGUGCAGGCCCAAGGGAACUGAUAGUGGGCCUGCAAGCAAGGCCCGGUAUUUUGUACUUUCCGCGUUCGCCCACGAACGCGGCAUUCUGAUUGGCUGUUUGCUGUUGUAUUCUAUAAUUAGGUCAGUGAUUCAUCACAAAGUUUUCACAAAGGCUCUCGAUAAGCUCAAAAUUCGAAAAUUGAUCACUUUUUUCGAAAAUUGAUCACAUUAUAAAUGGAACAAGAACAGACUGUUUAUUGUUUACUUGAAGGAAGAGAUGUUUUGCCGUUAUGCCAGUGGGGAUUGCUUGUCGUGAAGUGUUGGAAUAGCAACAUUACGACUGGGGUAAACUAUAGCAUAAACCUUUACUUGAGUUUCAUUAAUUUCAAACAGACUUGAUGCGUUAUAUGUUCCUCAAGAAUAUUAUCUUUUGGUUGAUGUUGAGAUGCAGUUGCAUGUAAGCCUAUUCGAAACACUUUGCGAUUUACAAGGCUUCGCUGAGAGAGCGAAACACGGAAACAGAAGACGGUAUUAAAUUGCCAUUUGAAACGAAACGAUCUGGACUCUGAACGCUCUCUUCUUUUGUAGAGUUCUUUACCAAAUGAAAUAACUGAAAUAAAUUCCGUACUUUCCGCCGCCAACAAGAAUUGCACACACGAUCUGAUAAGUGAGACAAUUUAUUUAUAACAAUGCCACUGACGACAGCGAAGCACACAUAAUAUAAAUGCUAAUGUUGUCGCACGACUUCCCUCACGAUUUGAAGUUUGAGACUGGUUUUCUGUUGAAAUUCGUCCUAAUUUGCCUGUUCCGAUUUUAGUUGAAAAUGAGCACUUGCAAAUUUGGCAAUUACUGACUGCGUUGCUUGCUUUUUUGAGUUAAAACGCUGCCAUUUACACAUUGUUUACGUUCUGAAUAAGCAGAGAAAACCCCGCAACAUUUUAAUGCGAGUUUGUUUGUUAAUAUUUGGGUGCUGUCAUUGGUUCUUUUUUGACAAUUGACGCGCGAAUGGGGCGUGUUAUGAAAAGGGGCAUUUUACAAAAUACCGGGCCUUGCUUGCAGACCCACUAUCAGUUCCCUUGGGCCUGCACGCGGGCUACGUGCGUUCAAAAUACCAACAAGAACUAGAACCAUUAUGGUAUCAUUUGUAUGGUUCUCAUUUGCUAGACUUGCCACAAGUCGACCUCGAAGAAACGCAUUUCGUUCGAGGUCGACUUGUGGCAAGUCUACUCAUUUACAAUAACAUUAGUUCGACGCGAAUUUUAAUACAAGUAUGGUAUCAUAUUUCAUAAUACAACAAACAAUGUAAACUAGCCAUACAUUUUGCCGAACAUAACUUCGGCCCCUUUGGACAUAUCUUUUUCGUGAUAAUGUUAUUGGAACCAGAAUCGAAAACACUUUUUAUAGUGUUAUUUUCAAGCUUGUGUCAUGAGAUUUUCAUCUUUUAUUUCGGUAUUUACAGAACAUUUAUAUUUUUAGCGCGGCCCAUGGAACGCACAUGAAAACAACGCGCUGUUAGGAAAAACCGGAAAUCGAUUCUGUAGGUCGGCAUGAUUUGCACGUGCAUCGAUCUCCAUUACGUCUCCCGAAAAGGUCUUUUAUUUUGGAUUUUUUUCUGUGUUGGUGUAGUGUACUCAGGUGAAUAUGAUAUUUGUGGUGUUACUCUGAGUGUAUAUCCACACCGGGCGAGCUUGAAAAAUAUACACGGCCACGGUGGGAUUCGAACCUACGACCUUUGGAAUACUAGCCCAAUGCUCUUCCAACUGAGCUACGCGGUCAGGACGGUUCGAGUAAGUGAUAUUUAUUUUUUAAAAAAUCCAUAAAACUUGCUUGCGGUUUAAAAUUUGUAUUCCUGCCUUUUGCACAAUAGCACGUAUCUCGUUAUUUUCAGGCCAGUGUAAUGAAUUAGCUUAUGUAUGUAUAUGAGCAUAACAGAAAGGUGAAACUUAAAUUUAUGGGUGGUGUUUACAAUAUACAGUAAAGUUAAUAAUCAAGACCCUUUAAAUGGAAAUGCCCCUAGAUGCCCCCUACUUUGUUAUUCUACUCUGUCUAACGCUAGACAAUUUUACACGUUAGGGAAAAUACUAUCAUUCAAACAACAAUAAAUAAUUAAUUUUGUGUUUUUAGGAUCACACAAGAGGUUUUUGAUAAUACUUUUAUUUUAGCUACGUUUCGGAUAGUUUACUAUCCGUCCUUAGGCUAACAAAUUGUUCUUACAUUUGACGUGUACAACUUUUAAACGUUCAUCUCACGCAAUCUAAUUUAAAUUAAACUGCGUGUGCGCACGCGCGCGCUCGUUUUCCUUAAUAAAGUAUUUGUUUAGUAUUGGUCUCCAAGUCAUCAAUGAUUCAAAACUGUUUAAUACUUUCUUUUUGUUAUGCCUUACCCUAAAAGACUCUAUUCCUUCUAUAACUUUCCGCUGUCUUAAUCUAUACUCAUUUCUCAAUAUUCGCGUGUUCGUCCAGUCUAUUUAUUCCGUACACUCUAUACUGUGCCUUGCUAAACCUCCGUCUUCUUUCCCCAUUCGUUCUUCUGCCACCGCCAUUCGUCCAUUCCUCAUAUCCUCGUUUGUUAAUCUUACUUUGCUCUCGUGUUCCUUCUUUCUCACCUUAAACAACCUCGACGUUCCUCCUACAUACACCGCUUUCUUGCACUUGCAUGGGAUUUCGUAAACAACAGAUUUUUGGUUUUCGCCAAGUGGUUGUUGAGUUCUCGCCUUCAAUUCCUUUAUUUUAUUUCCUGGUUUAAAUGUCGUCCGAAUUGAAUGUUUGGAAGCUAAUCUUUUCAGUUGUUCCGAUAAGCCCUGGAUGUAAGGUACAAUUAUCAUUCCUCGAUGCUCUUGCUCUUCCGACUCAUUCCUUUCGCGUUUAUCCUCUCGCAUGUAUUCCCGAACCUUCUGUCUUCCGAAACCAUUUGCCGCAAACACAUCUUCUGCGUUCUUUAGUUCUUCCUUUUGGUGUUUCUCAUCACAUAACGCUCGCGCUCUGUCUGCAAAUCCUUUGAUGAUGCCUUUUUUCAUACAAGGAGGAUGAUUCGAUUUCGCUUUCACAUUGAUGUUGGUGUGUGUCUUCUUAUAAUGAACCAUACACUCGAAUUGUUUCGUUUUCCGGUCCACUUUUUGUUUCAAAUCCAGUACUGGCAACGUAUCUUCUACCUGAUUUUCUUUCAUGAAUACAAUCACGUAUUAAAUAAAAGUAUUAUAAAAAACCUCUUGUGUGAUCCUUGAUUUAAAUUAAAAACACAAAAUUAUUUAAUAUGAACAGAGGCGAAAGUUUCAGAAAAGCAAACAGUAAAUAAUAUUUCAUGAAGUUGAGACAAAAGAUUUGUGCAUGUUGAAGUACAGUUCAUCAUCAAAUGAAGGUGUUCUUUUUUUAAUUUUUGGCUUUGAAGUUUGCCAGGAUUCCCGACCAUCAUAUCUUGACAGACUAUGAUCACACUGAAGCCUCUGUAUGAUAAAAAUCAGCAUUUUAAACAGCAAUAAGUAAAAAAGUUGUUGCCGCUUGGUGACAACAUCAUGAAUUAUCGCCCCUAUGCAUGUUUUAUUUACACCUUCAAUGUUCCAAAGGGUACAAUUAACUCACUAUAUAAUUGCUUCUUUAACUUUCAGCGUAAUAUAUAAUUUAUAAAUCCUUCGUGCGAGGAAUUCGGCAAAACACUACACUCGGUGAUACUAUUUCACACCGGACGAAGCCCUUCGAUUAAGUUAUACUUUUCCGAAUCCCCAAACGAAGGGUCUUUAUAGAUGAUAAAAUGUACGUUAUGUACGUUUGGUGUAUUCACUUACACCACUAACAAAUCAUGAAGAAAAAAGCCCCGUGCUCUGUCGGUUUCACUAAGAUUGGUCAAAGUUACAGGAUAACGAAUAUUUUCUGAAAGCUGUGAAUGAUUUUAUCAAUGAUAACUCCUUGAUAAAUCAUUCACAGCUUUCUGAAAUAUACUGUGAGAUACAUCAAAAAAUUUGUUUCCAGGAUCAUUUAAAGGUACGAUUUGGAUUCUCCUGACAUUUCUCAAUUGGUCUAAUGUUAAACCUAAAAUGUAAGGAUUUUUAUAAGGUCAGUUCUCUGUUACUAAAUACCUUACCAUACAUUUUUGAACUGCAAUCUUUACAAUCAUAAUGAAACUAUAUAUCAAAUGGUUAAGAAGAACUGUUAAUUAAAUACAUUUUAUUGCAUUGAUACAACUAAAAGCUUAUCAGAAAUUUCUUUCUUGUUUGUUGACACUACAUGGUUUUGUAAUUGACUAGAUCGUUAGUUUUGUUGAAUCGGAAUGUACGUGUUAUCGUAAUGUUCUACUACAUAUGCCUCUAUAGGAAGAAAACAUUAGCGAAGCGAACAAAGAUUUGCCUAUGCAAGGUCCUUAAUUGGCAAUUGCAGGACAUGCGUUCAUUAUUAUAUGAACAGAGGGUAAAUAAAAGAAAAAUGGCAGAAACUUAAUUCAUCUCCUAUACAAACCCACAAAAAUCCAACACAUAUUAUGCUUAAAAGAGUUAUAUGCAUGUGCGGAUAUAAAAGCCAAAGACAAAAAUUUCCACAAUAAUUGGCACAAAAUGUAAGCUAUUUUGGAACAGCAAAUUGGGAUUUUAUUCUUAAAAUCAGCGUGAAAGCGCAAAAGUUGUUGCCGUUUGUGACAAGUGACAACAUCAUGAAUUAUCACCCUUAUGUUUUAAUUACACCUCCAAUGUUGCGAAGGAUACAAUUUGCAAACUAUAUAAUUGGUUCUUUAACUUUCGAUCAGCCUAAUACACUACGUCCCAGGAUUAUAUGCAAAUAAGUUUUUUUGUAAUAACUCAAGGAAUAUUUAACGAAACUCAAUGAAAUUUUGUAGGGAGUAUCCAAACACUCUUGCCUGUACAGAUAGAAACUUUUGAUGCAAUCCGCGCAUUAGUAAACAAAUGGCGGUAAUUUUGUUUCAUACUUGCAGAAAUCACUGUACCAGGUUAUAUGAAAAUACCCCAAAACAUCAUGUAAGAGUACAAUUCAAUGCAGAAAGUCAACAAAAUGAGCAUUCUAGAUGUAUUUAAUGUCAAACAAACAUAAAUACAAAUGAAAAGACUUCAUUUUAAUUUUAUUACACAACUAACACCUUACAUAAAUGCCCCUUUUAAAUAUCACCGAAAAAGCCUUCGGUCCAUCAUAGACGUCAAGUUCUUGAUUUCAUUCGAAGAAACCUCUUUGGUAGCAGUCACAAUAGCAUCCCAAAGGUUAUUUUUAGUGUGAUAUUGCUUUCCAGCAGAAUAGAUCUUCCUCUUGAUGAUGCUUCACAGAUUCUCUAUCGGGUUUAAAUCCGGAAAACAUGGUGGUCAUUCCAUAAUCUUACCAUAUCUGGCAAACACACGGUUUAAAUACUCGGUAGUAAGCCUUGCUGCAUGCUGUGAUCCGACGUAGCAUUAUCAUGCAUGUAAACAAACUUUUUCCAGAAUGCCAAGCUUUGAGAUUUAUGCCAUGGAAGGAAGUUUUAUUUCAGGAAAUCAACACAAACACUAGCAUUCUUUUUUACAUCUCCCUAACUCUGAAAGGCCUAACAAGGUCACUGCCAAUAAUCCCGGCCCAAAACAUCACACCACCACCUCCUUGCUGACGCCUUAGUAGAUGAGGCCGCCCGUGCUCCUGGGAGAACCAGCCUCUUCUCCAGCCAUCCGGUCUAUCGAGGGUAGCUCUGCGUUCAUCGGUAAAAAAAACUGUUCAAAUAGUUGCUUCAUGUACUUCUGGGCCCACUGAAGCCGUCCCUUGAUGUGUCUGUCCUUCAAAGGAGGUCGAAUGUCUGCUUUUCCACAUUUGGCAACAUUCUUCAAAAUACGGCACCUUGAGGUUUUUGAUAUACCAAGAACACCAGCUCCCUUGAACACGUGCUUACUGGUCUGGAGAGGGUUGCAACGGACUUCUCUCUUUAUAAGCUGGAUAUCUCGCUGCGACACGCACGAUUUUUUCGCAUUUUUCUCUUGUCUGAUCGACCAUUACACGAAUCGGAGUUUCUGGCAAAUUUUCUGCCUGUACGAUGAUCUCGGCAUAACAUUUAGCGAUUGCCAAGGUGGACUGCUUCGCGUGCAGCCCUUGUAUGAUUUUUGAUUUCUCAACUUCUGUUAAAGCUCCUUUGCGGCCCAUCUUGCAUAUAAACUGGUACAGUUAUCUCUGCAAGUAUGCAAUAAAAUGGCCGCCAUUUGUUUAUUAAUAUGCGCGUAUUACAUUAAAAGUUUCUAUCUGCACAGGCAAGAGUGUUUGGAUACUCCAUACAUAAUUUCAUUGAGUUUCGUUAAAUAUUCCUUGAGUUAUCACAAAAAAGCUGAUUUGCAUUUUAUCCUGGGACGUAGUAUAUAUCAUUUAUAAAUCCUUCGUUUGAGGGAUUUGGACAAACAUUUAGUUUAGGACCUGUAUAUGAGAUUGUUUGCGAUUCAUUUAGGACCGGUAAUCUCAACUGUUUUAGGGUAAAAUGACCACAGCGGUCAACAUGGCAUAUGUGCGAAAACUUGAAUCCAGGACGAAAGUCCUGAAAAUGACCCCGCCCUGAAACGGCAGUGUCGACAUAGCUGUAACUUCCGAAAAGGAAAAGCGACAGCCUUUCUGAAGUGCUUAUAGUGUUCAGAAGGGCUGCUUUCAGGGGUGGUCAUUGGAAGGAAAUAUUUGUCAAAGUAUAAUAUUUUACCAGAAAAUGACUAUGCACCACCCCAGGUAAAUUGCUGAUUAUGCACAAAAUAACUAAUAUGCCUGGCAGAAAUUAAAUUUUCUUAUUUCCUAAAAAAAUUAUCAUGGGAUGAAAAACUACGCUUAGUUCAAUAUAACUAUUGUGGAUUUCUUAAGGAUUGUAAUUGUUUUCUUAUAGUAAUUUGAUAUUUCAAUGCAUAUUUAACUGCUAGAGUUCUUGUGAGUUGUGUUCCGGCGGGUUGGAGCCUUAAAUUGCUGGAGAACAGAACAGCAGAACUGUAUGUGAGUAUUUGUAUGUAUAUUGCGAUUUGAGGGCAAACAUGUCGGCAAAUCUAAGAUUGUCUUGGAUUGGUGAUCAUGAAAGCUUGAAAGAAUUCGUAAGGGACAAUCUUAUCCUACAGGGAACGUGGUCAUCGCCAGCCGGUGAAAAGAAACUUUUUGAGUCGGAGGGUCUUACGAUUCUCUGGUUAAAAAACAAGACGUUCCUUGCAGUUAAUGGAAAGGACGCGAACGAAAUUCGUAGUCGACUGAUCAAAGCUAUGUGUACGAGCAUUGACUUUGCAGGCGUGAAUUCUAGCGUAGACAGGGCUACAAACACUGAGAAUUUUGUUCAUGAUAAUAUAUCUAUAAACCACGGCGAAGUCAUGCUUCAUGACCUUCCUACUUCAGCGGGACAAGCGCCGUCCAGUGUUCAAAUUGAUAGCACAGAGCACAUGGAAAACGGCUUUAAAACUGAACAGGUGAUAAACAGCAAGACUGUUCGCUCGUUGGCUGAAUCCGUUGAGCGGCUUGCCUCAAUAGUAGCUGAAAUUCAAUGAUUUAUCCAAAUUUGCUGAUGAUAUUGCAAUAAUAGCACAGUUUAUGAUUACGAAGAUUCAGCUGGGGAUGAAGUAGAAAAUAUGAAGCUAUGGUCAAACGAGAAUAGAAUGUCUUUAAACAUGGAGAAUACCUAUGAAAUGAUAGUUCGCGGAAAAGUGUCUACUCCCCCUCUGGAUCGCAUCCCAUCCAUAAAACGGAAAGAAUGGCUUAAAUUAUUGGGUGUCACGAUGGAAGACAUACUUGGUAAAUGGGAUAAACAUUUCGAAGAGAUGAUGAAAAAAGCUAGUAGAAGAAUGUAUAUUCUAAGGGUUUGUAAACACUACGGGCUCUCUACACAUCAAUUGGAUCUUCUCUUCAAUAGUCUUAUUGUCUCUCUUUUCACCUUUGCAGUCGAAGUUUGGGGUGGAGCAUCGUACAACAAAUAUGCAAGUCAAAUUGAUAAGCUUGUCAAUCGUGCCUAAAGAAAUGGUUAUACAAGCAACAGAUCAGAUUUUAAACAGAUCAGAUUUUAUUAUUAUUAUUAUUAUUAUUAUUAUUAUUAUUAUUAUUAUUAUUAUUAUUAUUAUUAUCAUCACCCUACUUGAUCUUAAGAAUGCCUUCGGCGAAAUCCAUCACAACCUCAUUCAAUCCGUACUUGACUACCACCAUAUCCCUGAUCAUAUAAAAUUUGUUAUAAAAAGUUUAUAUACUGAUUUCCAAACCUCGAUAAUUACCUCAGAAUUCCGCACUCCUUUUAUGACAGUUGGCCGUGGCGUAUUGCAAGGAGAUUGCCUCAGUCCUCUUCUUUUUAACAUGUGUUUCAAUACAUUCAUUCAGCAUAUCAAGGCUGAAAAGUACCGUCAAUUUGGGUUUUCCUUCAAAUUACUAAAUCCUAUCCAUUGGUUCCAGUUUGCUGAUGACGCGGCUGUAAUUACUGGCCAAGAAUCCGAAAACCAACAUCUAUUAAAUCGAUUUUCUAUCUGGUGCCAAUGGUCCGAUAUGAUUAUCCGAGUUGACAAAUGCAGUACCUUUGGCAUUAAAAAAGCGAUCACAAAAUCAGUUCAGUACUUGCCAAAACUCCUCAUCAGCAAUCAACUAAUACCAAAAAUCACCAUUGGAGAAUCAUUUCAAUAUUUAGGACGUUACUUUGAUUUCCACAUGUCGAAUGAUAAUCACAAAACUGAACUAACCACCCUACUUAAUGAACUAAUGUCUGAUAUUGACUCAAAGCCACUACACCCCAAAAAUAAACUGCUCCUCUACAGUCGCUACGUCUUGUCCAAGUUAGCCUGGCACUUCACCGUUGCAACACUCUCUAAAACAUGGGUUACUGAAAAUAUCGACUCUAUUGCCAACAAAUAUAUCCGCAGAUGGCUUGAAGUACCAAUAUCAGGAACACUAAGUACUGUCUUUCUAACAAAUAAUAAAUUUGGCCUGAGUAUUUAUCCUCCAUCUGUAAAAUUUAUCCAGUGUCAAACAGUCCUCCGAAAAGCUUUAAAAUCUUCUCCUAAUGAGUCAACUAACGACCUGUGGAGAGCAACCAGUAACCAUACUAAUAUCCAAUAUGACACUUAUAACUCUACUAAGGAAGUUCUCAAAGAUUUCCGUUCUGGACACGAAAACAAACUCCUAAACCAAUUAACCAGUCAAGGAUCCUUUUUCUGCAGCGUCACGAAGUUCGCUUUACCUCAGCUUAGCAAGGUGUGGUCCGUCGCCCAAUCAAAGCUCCCAAAAAACAUUUACAACUUUACCAUUCGUUACAUUAACAACUCUCUUCCGACGCGUAAAAACCUAAACAGAUGGGCAAUAUCUUCAAAUUCAGACUGUUCUUUUUGUCUUAGCCCUGAAACAUUACUACACAUAGUAGCUGGAUGUCAGUUUUAUCUCGACCGAUUUACGUGGUGAUACGUUUAUCUCGACCGAUUUACGUACUUACUGGUGAUACGUAUCGCCCAGAUUUGUUAUUAUCGUGCUCAAAUGGUUCCUUAUAUGUGGUUGAACUCACCACUGGUUAUGAGACAAACCUCAAAAACAACGUAAAACGGAAGAAGGAUAAAUAUAGAGAAUUAUUGAGACAGCUAGGUAAAAAUUUUAACCAAGUUAAAUUUAUAAACCUCUCCAUCAGCUCUUUAGGUAUUUUUGCAGAAGAAUGUCAUACAUUUUUAGACAUGUUAGAUAGUAUUGGUCUUGACAAAAACCACCAAAUGUACUGCGUUAGGAAAAUGAUGACUAUUGCUAUUAGAACUACAUAUUACAUUUUUUGCUGCCGAAAUAAGGAAUGGGAAAAUCCGGAUUUACUAACAAUUUGACUUAUCUCAUUGUAUAUAUAUACUGCAUGCACUUUGUUCUGUUAUUUUAGUUUAGUAUAAUUGUGAUUCAAAUAGCCAACCGUAAGUUACCUUUAUGAGAGAGAUUUACGAUUGUAUAUGUAUGUAAAGAAAAACAUUUAAUAAAGUUUCCAUUAUUAUUAUUAUUAUUAUUAUUAUUAUUAUUAUUUGGUGUUUAAUUACACAUUUUCGCAUAAACAAUGAAUUACAAUGUGUUUACAUUCAAAGUCAAAUUUAGUUUAUAGUUAUUUACACGGUCAUAAAAUUUAAGGUAAAAUAGGUUACGAAUAUUAUUAAUAUAUAAGUUAAGAUCGAAUAGUAAGUUAAGAAUAUUGUUAAAAUUUAAUCAUUUAAUCUAAGGUAGGUUCCUUUCUCUAUUUCAUGGCAUUCAGUUCAACAAUUGCUCUUGGAAAGAAACUGUUUUUUAAAGCGUUCAGUUCUGCAUUUAUACAAUGACAGAUUAUUUAAGUUUCUAAUAUAAUAUUGUUGAGCACAAGCUCUGGAUUGUGUCACGUGUUCAACAAGAGAAUAUCUUGUAAACGCUGAUAUCUUGGUGAAUAUUUAAUUAAAUCGUUUGCAUGACCUAGCAAGAUUAAAGUUAGCAUUUUAUGAAUAAGGCUACAUUUAUAUGAGCGACGUAGCUCUUAUAGUUUUUUCGCUAUAGUAGAGCGAACGCCUGAACUUUUUUGCGCCACCCGCACGCUUACUGCUUGCAUUUUGAGCACUGUGGCGUGGUUUGAUGUCCAACAUUCGUAUGUCCAACAUAUUACAGAGUGAACAAUAUCACAACAUAACAUAACACUUGCAGAACUAGUAUUGUUCGAUGCUGAAUUAAUAUAAACGAGUAUGCCGACAUUCAAUUAUUGCUCAUAAUUUACAGUUUUAAAUCC